AUGGACAAAGCAAAAUAUAUCUGUGGUGUUUGUGGUGAUAAAGCCCUCGGGAGAAAUUUUUGUGCCUUUUCUUGCGAGUCGUGUAAAGCAUUCUUUAGGAGAAAUGCCUUCGAGUAUCGAAAAAUGAAGUGUUAUUACGGAGACAAGUGUUUAAUAGAUAUUAAAUCGAGAAUUGUAUGUAGGAAAUGCAGACUUACAAAAUGUUUCGCCAUUGGCAUGAGAAAAGAAUGGAUACUGAAUGGCGAGCAAAAAGAGAGUAGAAGACGUCAAAUACAAGACAAGAAACAACAUAAAGAUGUCAAUAAAAUAGUUGACAAAAAUGAUGACAACUCUUCAGCAUUUCAACCAAUGGUGACCACAGAUAAUGAAGUGUCGGAUAAUUUGUUUGAGAUUUUAGAAAACAUUGACAUAAAUGAAGACAAACUUAACUCUCAGAUAAAGGAAAUUGAAAAUAAAAUACCAGUGAUUCCUAUGAUUCCUAUCGUGAGGCCAAUUAAUAACAACUCAUUCAAUGAGACGUUUACGGAGUUAAUCAGUGUAAUCGAUACCAUGAGGUUACCCACACUGGAACUCAUAUCGCAAGUACAGGAUAUAUUAGAUGCCAUCACAUUAGCGGUCAAUAAAUUUGAUGAAAUAUUUCGAAAGUCGGUCAAAGCAUUCAAAAGACUGAAUGCCUUUAAAAAUAUAUGCAAAAGUGACCAGGUCCUACUUCUCAAAUACAAUGGCAUUCAAGUGACAUGCCUGCGCUCAAUGACUAUUUAUGAUUUUAAAUUGAAGCAAUGGGCUGUUCCUAUAGAUGAUAACAAUUCAACUCUAGUGCAUAUGAAGGGUAUGACAGAAUCAAUGAAACCUGCUAAAAUAUGUGGCGUUUGUGGCGAUAUAGCUAUUGCCAAAAAUUUCUGCGCCCUUUCGUGUGAAUCGUGUAAAUCAUUCUUCAGGAGAAAUGCAUUGGAAUUGAAGUGUCGUUACGGAGACAACUGUCAAAUAGAUGUGAAGAUGCGACGAGUUUGUGGGAAAUGUAGACUUAAAAAGUGUUUCGCUAUUGGCAUGAGAAAAGAAUGGACACUCAAUGAUGAGGAUAGGAAGACAUGGAGACUUAAACGGAAAAAUACGAAACAUAAACAAAAUGUGAUUACCAAUGACAUAAUAGACAAACCUGAUGAGUCAAAAACCAAUGCAGAUGGUCAGUCACUUAUUGAUAUCGAUAAUCAAGUGACAGAAAAUGUGGAUUUAGUGGAUAUUUUAGAAAAUAACAAUAUAUGUGAAGAGACACAUAAUUUACAAAUUAUUGAGAUUGAAAACUAUGUGUCAAAUGAGAUUAAUAGCCAAACAAAUAGCGAUUUAGUGGCUAUAGAGAGACCCAUUCAAAGACAUUCAUUUAAUGAGACAGAAAUCAUGAGAUUUAUUGAAUUAAUUAAAGUCAAUGAUAACACGAGACUCCCUUUACUUGAGUCCACAUCACAAGUGGACAAUAUAUUUGAUGCCAUUAAACUGGGUGUUAUCAAAUUUGAAGUAAUCACCAAAUACGUGGUCAAGUCGUUCAAAAGCCUCCAUGCAUUUCAAAGUAUGUGUGAGCAGGAUCAAAUCUUACUUCUGAAAUACGGUGCUAUUCAUAUGGCAUGUAUGCGCUCAAUGACCUGUUAUGACUACGAAUCUGGAUACUGGAGGGUUCCUAUGAACGAUUGCAACUCAACUCUAGUUAAAGUGAAGUUACUUAAAGACAAUAUUAGAAAUGACUUGCAUUUGCCGAUUGAAAAAUUAUGUCAAUUGAAAAAGGAAUACGAUUCCGACGAUAUUAUUCUGGACAUAUUAAAAGCAAUCGUUUUAUUUGACCCAAACAACCCAAACCUUGUUUAUCGAGAACCAAUUAAACUACAACAACGAGUUUACAUGUAUUUACUUCACCGAUAUUUACAUUUAAAAUACGGCUCCGAAUCGGAUGCGAAAUCAAAGUUUGCACAACUCAUGGAUGCAAAAUGUCAGCAUCAAAUAAAUCUGGAAAUUUAUGUGGUGUUUGUGGUGCUAAAGCUCAGGGACGAAAUUUUUGCGCCCUUUCGUGUCAACCCUACGUUGAAAUGUAAUUACGAUAACAAGUGUCCAACCGAUGUGGAGAUGAGAACUGUGUGUCGGAAAUGUAGACUUCAAAAGUGUUUUGGCAUAGGAAUGAGAAAAGAGUUUAUAUUGAAUGACGAGGAAAAGGAGAUUAGAAAACGUAAAAUACGAGACAAUAAACAAAAACAACUCAUUAGUAAAAUAAUAGCCAAAACAGAUGUGUCGACCGACACUUCCAAACAUAUACCUAACGAUACGUUCAAUGAGACGGAAGGCAUGAAGUUUAGGGAACUCAUGAGUGCCACAGAAAAGGGUAGGUUUACCUUGACUUUUGAUGUCAUAACUCAAGUGUUAGACCCAAUGGAAGCCAUCAAAGUGUUGACCAUUAAUUGCGAGAGAGUACAUUACUACUAUAACGAGUGCGAGCACUGGAAGUUCCCGCAGUCAACAGCUAUUGUGUUAUUUGACUCAAAUCAGCCAAACCUAACCCAUAGGGAAACAAUUAAACUUCAACAAAAGGUUUACAUGUAUUUACUUCAACGAUAUCUGCAAAUGAAAUACCAGUCCAAGUGUGAGGCCGACUCCAAGUUCACAAAACUCAUGAAUGUUAUAACAUGUACUAAAGGGACACCACAAGAACUUAUUCUUGAUUUCUUGAGUGCCUUACCCUCUGAUGUCUGUCCACUUCUCAAUGAGAUCUAUGAUAGAACUCCUGUACAGACUUUACAAUUCAGUAAUUUGGAUUACAAAUACUAA
Molecule: messenger RNA, 2808 nt
Organism: Oppiella nova
Lineage: Eukaryota; Metazoa; Arthropoda; Arachnida; Sarcoptiformes; Oppiidae
Source: the annotation of a GenBank genome assembly